AUAAUUUCAGUGCUUAGCAAAAAACGCCAGCAGCGAAGUCCGUAUGUUGUAGAAAAAUUUCUUUACUGUUUGCCGACGAUUCUCUACCGGGUGGAAUUUGAACGGAAAAAGGAAUGUAGAGUGUGUGUAAUUAUUGUGUCAUAAGAAGAAAAGUGUUAAGUGUAUUAUUGUGUCCAAAAAAGCGUUUGCAAAAUAUUGACUCGUUUUUCUUUUACGCUCCGAGCUGAGAAAAAAGUGUUCAUUGUGAUUAAAGUGCAAAAUAUAGUGAUCAAUCGCUGUUAGUGAAGAAAAUUUGCUCAGUAGAGUGUCAAGGAAAAGCGACAAGUUUCAGCAGGAUGAUACACGGCCAUCCUCCCCAGCCACCGCAGCCAGCUCCUCAUCAUAUGGCUCAUCCGCAAAUGCAGCCACCGCCACCACCGCAUCAGGCACCGCCGCCACCGCAUAUGCCUCAUCUGACGAACGUUCCACCGCCGAAUGUUCCGCUUCCGGCCGCUAUGCCGCAGCCGCCCAGGGAUCAUCCCGGACCAAGGAUUAGUAACCGGCAUCAUCAUUACCAUCGUGUCCCGGCUGGCAAUGAACAUCAUCAUUCGAUGCCGGCUCCACCGCACAUGCCGAUCCAACAGCAGCAGCAGCAGCAGCAACCACAGCACGGCUCCAGGAAACCUUCCGCACAGCACUAUGGCAGCGGUGGUGCGUCCUCGAAAGCGAUGGGUCAUCCCCCGAAGCCGCUACCGUACGGCACCAGCAACAACAGCAGCCAUCAUCAGCAUUCACAUCAUCAGCAUCACCAGCACACCAACCAUCACAGUCAUCAUGGCCAUCUUAAUCAUCAUGGUACCGGUGCGAUUCCGGUGGUGUCGGCGGCUGGUCCAGGGGGAUCCAAAACACGCAUGAUUCCAGCCCAUGAACCUAAAAUCAAUCACAGUCACAGCAACGCAGUUCCUCAAAACAACACAUCGAAUGCAAUAGUGGUUCAUCAGUCUGACCCCGUUCAGCUAUCCGGAGGAAUACCCUCCUCUGCCACUCCUAUUCUAACAAAAGACAAUAGUAGCAACGCCGCCGUUAGCAGUAUUCAGACUAACAGUGCCAGUGGUACUGGCACUGGACUAGUUGUCGUUAGCAGUGGUGGUGGCGGCGGAGGGGGAGGAGCUGGAACAGGAGGAGGAGGAGGAGGAGGUGGUCCCAUUAUAGGCGGACCAACUACCUCCGUGGUAGCUAACGUGGUCUGCACAUCCGAUGGCAACCUGAAUGAUUCAACCUCACAGUCACAGCUGCAGCAAACCUCCCAAUUGCUGUCGUCUGUGCCAGAAACCUUGGCAAACACUAAAGAGAAAACCCCAAUGUGUUUAGUUAAUGAAUUAGCACGGUAUAACAAAAUUCAGCACCAGUAUCGGCUGACCGGGGAGUCGGGCCCGGCGCAUAAGAAACAAUUCACCGUCACGCUCAAGCUGGGCGAUGAAGAGUACACUGCGGAAGGCCCGAGCAUCAAAAAGGCACAGCACAGUGCGGCCGAUGAAGCAAUCGGUGCCACCAAAUACAAACAUCCGCCGGUUAAAAUUAUUCGCAUCAGAUCUGGUGGCAAAACGAACAACAGUAACAUUACGCCGACGGUGGAGCUGAACGCUUUGGCAAUGAAACGAGGCGAACCGACCGUGUACGAAACGGAACAGGUUCUCACAACUAUACCCCCUAAAUACGGUACUAGUAAUCGCCCUCCACCACCUAAUCACAAUUCACAAGCGACCGCGGGUGGGGGUGGUGGUGGUGGUGUUGGUGGUGGUAGUGUUGCUGGUGGGCCUAACUUUUUCUCAGUUCCUCCGCCAGCAACUCAUUACGGAGGUUAUCAUAGAAACAAUCAAAUGUUCAAUAAUCCUCCGCCAAAUGGGUUACGAUAUGGUGCUCCACCGCAUAGACGCAACCCGAUUGGCAGCAAAACGGAUUACCCGCGCGGAUACUACUAUAACCACCACAUGCCAGCAAUGACCGUGCCAGAAGUGUAUAAAGUUACUCUACACGUGGGAGAGCGAAAAUUUUUGGGCGAAGGACACACGCUUCAAGCAGCAAGACACGAUGCGGCCGCACGUGCCCUUGAAGUAUUGAAGCCGAUCACUCCCGACACGACCAGUGCUCCACCCGAAUACCACGAUACUUCGAUCGACAGCGAUGACCCUAACUCGGAGCUUAAGUCUCCGAUCUCGCUUGUACACGAGAUGGCCCUAAAGCGCAAACUCACUGUCCAAUUUGAGAUUUAUAACGAAAAAGGUCCUCCACAUAUGAAAGUUUUCACGACACGUUGUUGGGUGGGUAACAUUGUGACGGAAGGUGAAGGGAACGGCAAAAAACUGUCUAAGAAACGAGCGGCGGAAAAGAUGUUGGAUGAGCUGAAGAAGCUUCCACCGCCUUCACCGGAAAAGAGCACCCGUGCAAUGCUGAAACAGAAGCGCAAAGUUACGCUACCGAAGAAGAAAACGCGUAAUCUCAUAAAGGAAAAGGCGGAUGAAGAUCCCACGGACAUGAUGAAUCCCAUCAGCCGACUGAUGCAGAUUCAGCAGGCGCGCAAGGAAAAGGAACCGAACUAUGUGCUGGUAGAGGAACGCGGUGUCGCUCGACGGCGUGAGUUUGUCAUGGAAGUGACCGCUAGCGGUCAUAGCACUACCGGCAUUGGGCCAACGAAAAAGUUAGCCAAAAAAGUGGCAGCCGACAAUCUGCUGGUGAUGCUCGGCUGUGGCCGAACUACGGUGGUAAACACGUCGACGUCCCCCAACAAGGAAAACAUGUCCGGCAGUGCUAACGAGAUAGGGGAAAAAUUCCCCCGGAAGGUAACGUUUAUCGAAGCUGCGGCCAGCGCGCCGCCGCCGACUGGAAAACCGGCAGGAGGCAGCGGUGGACGGCAGAUCGUGCCGGGAGUGCUGCAGUUGAAUUCCGGAAUAUCAAGCAAAACUCAUUCCAAUGUUCCAGUCAAGGAGUAUCCACAGGAAAGUAAUACCAGUGUCGAUGUGGAUGUUUCAUAUGCGGAUGGUUCGUCUAAGUCGUCAGCCGGAACCGGUUCUAGUACAAUGAAUGGCACCCCUAGUGGUGCUUUGGCAGCUAGUUCAACGUCGUGUUCGAACCCGGACGUCGGUCGAAAGAAGGAACAGCUCAUGUAUUUGGCUCAACUGUUAAAGUUUGAAGUAACAUUCUCGGACUUCCCGAAGGGUAACCACGGCGAGUUUCUCACGCUGGUAACGCUGUCUACCGAACCGCCCCAGCUGUGCCAUGGUAGUGGCGCCAGUCUGGAGGAAUCGCACGACGAAGCCGCCCGGGGAGCGCUGGAAAUUCUCAGCAAAAUCGGGCUCGAUAACGUGAAGCCCAAAGGCAGUGGAAUGGCCGCCCCACCCGGAAGAGACGAAAGUAAGUCGAAAUCUGCGUUGAGCAAUGGGUUGCAAAAGUAGAGAGUGUAAAAGCUCUUGAUGAUAAUUGAUGGUCCAGCACCGGGGAGGGAACACAUAAUCUGCGUACGUACUUAUUUGUGAAGUAUUGAGUUGAGUAAUUAAGGUUUUUUGUUGAUGUAAUGUGCCUAGAAAGCUGCGCGGGCAUGUUUUACAUCGUGACGUUUUUUGGAUUUUUUUUUUUUGGUUUUCCACCAAAUAUUUUGUUGUUGCUGAAAUUUAUGUCUGGCGUUAAGAAACUAUGCUUUACACAAAAGCAAAUUUAAUUAGCGUCAAAAAAAGUUGGGAAUGCAUUUAUCUCGAAGUGCCGACGGAGCCAUACUUUGUUCGAUUAUUUUGUGUCGUACUAUCUAAGAAAUACAACAUUUCAAAUGCUAAAACAUUAACUAAACAUAUUGAAAACAGAAGUAAUCAUAUGAAAAAUGCUAACAAAAACAGGGCCAUCGGAUGCAAAACAACUGUUGUAAUAGAAACCGGCUAGAAAAGCUCGUAGACGAUUUUUAUUAAACCGAUGUGUGUCCGAUCUGGCCCCCAACAUGAUGAAGCAAAGCGUUCGUCACUAGUGAAUUGAAAAAAAAAUUGAUUACCAUUUACCUAAGCGAUAAAGUAUUAUUACUCGAUGAAACAAAGUGAAGAAGCAACAAAAUCUUGAAGGUUCUUAAUCAUAUGGAAUCGAUUUACGCUAGCAAGCGAUAUACGAAGCAGGCAGAGUCUAAUCGAAUAGUAGCCACAUAAUCUUCAACCGGAAACUACCGGGUAACAAUGGGUAGUAAGUUCUAGGCGGUAAUCUUGAUCGCUGACUGACCAGAAUGUCGAAGUCGAAACACGCGAAAAGUCGAAGAAGAAAGAAAAAACAAGAGAAGGGAAAUUUGGCGAGUCCAGUCAGUCAGUCAGUCAGUCAGCCGAUUGACUAAAGACGUUUUAUACGCUAUUAUUUUAAUCGUAGUUUGUGUAUUGUUUAAAAACCUUCAUAAUCAACCGUGUUAGUAGAGAACACUAAGAAGAAGAAGAAGAAGAAGCGCAAACGCCGCCAUCGUUGGCGUUUGGUAUCGCUCGUACAAUAAACUCUCGAAGCUGUGCUGCGCAUGGGGGAUCGCAUUAGGGUGAUGCACUGGAGCUGUGGUACUAGAAAAAAUACAAAUUCUAUAAAAAAAAGGUAGAAUGUACUUUCCUCUUCGGUUGUGUUCUUUUUUGGUCCGAUUUAGGUUGUUCAUGACAGUCAUUCAGUCAGAUUGAGUCAUGGAUUAUUCGAUAUUCUGUACUGAUUGUGCAUUUAAAAAUGGUUUGUGGCAUGCAGGAGGGAGUUUAGCGCAAGAAGCGUAGGAAGGCAAAGAAAUGGCAUUUCCCAAAUACUUUGCUUUACGUAGCAUAAAACAAAUAAACCAUGACCAAUAAAACUGUUACACGCUGGACGACGCACAUGUUUAGAGACCAAUAUCAGCUUUUAUUAUAGAUUGCAACCUUAUUAUUAGGUACAAAUUCUUUCUAGAUGGUAUCUAUAAUGACUAGUUGUAGUCGCAUAAUAUUUAAACUGUAUUGGUGAUUUUUGUUCUGAAGUUCUAAAAAACAAAACAAAUCUACAAUGCAGAAGCUGGUAGAGUUUUUGCAAUCGUGACUCGUGACAUAUGAGUUUUGAGAUAUCUUGAAAUAUGCUAAGCGUGAAAUCACAGUAACCUGGGAAUGAAAAUUUGUUACUAUUAUUUACAAAUGCUCUUUGAACUGUCAUUUUACUAUCUACUUCACACCGAGUCUUAAAACAACAUUUCGAAUUGAACUUUCUGGGCAUUUUAACUUGGUUUCUUUGGUUUCAAAUUGAAAAUAAUUCGGAGUUUUGUAUUACUCUCCCAUUUGUUCUAUCUAUAUGCCGGUUCAAUCUUGGAACAUCCAACGUAGGUAGUCUUGAAACCAUAUGUGUACUGACUGCAAUGUUGUGUGUGGAGACAAAUUCACACUGGAUGUUUUGGGGUGAAACAAGCAGAAAAGAUAUUUCAAAUUUAUUAUUAUGAUUUUGACUAUCUACCAAGCUAGAUCUAGUACUACACUCCUUAAAAAGAUAUAACUCUUUGCAGAAAUAACAGCUAUCGGGAUUUUACUGUAUUCUUUAUCGUAUCAGGUGCACUCCGGGAGGUGUGUAUAAGCAGUUAUUUUUCGUAUAUUUUCCAAAACGAGGGAUUCUUCAUCUAGCAUAAAUCUGCGGCCUACACACCACCCGGCGCUACGCCUUUUCCAUACAUAUUUAAUCGUUGGUAAAUUUAAGUGUGUUUCUACUAGUAUAUAUCUUUAAGAAAUAAUGUAUUUUUUCAGUACUAUUAUUCCUAUCCAUUUUGUCCGAUUCACAUACACACACAGCGGUUCAUAGAAGACAUUUUCGAUUUUUUUCCUGAAUACACAUAGCCACAUACUGGAACCAUUCGUUUCCGAACAAGAUAGUUUUCAUCGUUACAUACACACACACAUGCAGUACUAAUAACAAUAGUUAAAUAUCAAGAUAGCAUUUCAACUAAUCCUUUCAUCCCAAUACGCGACAAACACCCCAUUUUACACGCAUAGCCCUGCGAAGACAAAAAAAUACAUUCUUUCCGCGAUAUUCAAUACGUUAAACAACUAAAACAACAUCGAACAAGCAUACUAAACUAACAAAAAAAAAAGAAACGAAACAAGCAGAAACACAUUUCAUUUUUCAAAAAAAAAACCCUUAUCAUAAAACUCAAGUUAGGCACAUGGUAAUUGAUGAUAAAAACGAAACGAAAAAUGCAAAGUAUUAUAAAGUAUCAAAAAAGAAAAAAAAAUGUUUUGGGAUCAUCGACCAAAAGUUCGAAUGCAAACAAUGCCACUGUUCACCUAUUUUUCGGGAAGUUAGUGUGUCCCGUACCUGCCUACUACCCACACAGCUAGAGCUCGAACUUUUGUGUCUAUAAUAUAUGUUAUCAACAAUCCGCGCGCGCGUUCACGUUCAGGACAAAAACAAAAAAAAAAAAAAACAGAGAAACAAAGAUGCUAUUUAAAUUUUGCGUUGAUCCCAAAAUUACUUACCAUGCUGCUGUUCGUCCUUCUCAGCGAACGCAGAAGUUCAGACAGCAGCACGGGACAAACUCUCAUAUCCCCCCUGUGUUAUAAAAAACAUUCGACGAUUGUAUGAUACUAGUAGGACAUCUGUGCGCUUUCGGAUGAUGCUAAAUAUUUAUUUUCGGCUUGUUUGUAGAUCGAAAUUUGUUAUCUGUUUUGUUUAUCGUUGAAAAAAAAUCGUUGGAAAAUGCAAAAUUGUCGAAUGCUUUUUAUAAACCCCCCGCCCCUCCUCCAAACAAACAAAGGUAGAAAAGUUGUUUGCUGUUCAGGACAACACCGUUUGUUCCCUCUAUUUACAUUGAGAAGGUAAAGAAACUCCUUGGUUUAUUCAACAUACACAUAUGUUAUCUUGUUUAGAAUGCACCAAUGCAAAAAAGCGGAAAGCGAAAACUUUAAUCAAAUUAAAUUUGUCCUCUGAGUAAUAAAACAAUGGAACAAUAAUAAUGUCAGAUGGUGGCG
Messenger RNA from Sabethes cyaneus, 6953 nucleotides. Its product is annotated as maternal effect protein staufen-like. The record is from RefSeq and is a predicted model, not a curated record. The coding region runs from base 336 to 3431 and encodes 1031 amino acids. The transcript is spliced from 7 exons. Lineage: Eukaryota; Metazoa; Arthropoda; Insecta; Diptera; Culicidae.